Molecule: messenger RNA, 699 nt
Organism: Priapulus caudatus
Lineage: Eukaryota; Metazoa; Priapulida; Priapulimorpha; Priapulimorphida; Priapulidae
Product: glucose-dependent insulinotropic receptor-like
Exons: 4
Coding region: 1-699 (232 amino acids)
Biological process (GO): G protein-coupled adenosine receptor signaling pathway; adenylate cyclase-activating G protein-coupled receptor signaling pathway
Cellular component (GO): membrane
Molecular function (GO): G protein-coupled receptor activity
Source: RefSeq, a predicted model, not a curated record
AUGUCGUCCAUCGCAACAAUGAGCAUCUACACGUACUACCUACUAGCGCGCUCGCUGCACGUGGCGCCAUCUAUGGCCUUCUGCAUCAAAAUGAUGGGUUUCAUCACCUGCUCCGUCUACGUGUCAAUCCUGAGUUUCGCAGCAUGCGCGCUCGACCAGUACGUCGCCAUCGUGCAUCCGUUCGCCUACGCGCGGCUAGCGAGCAACAGACUCGCCGUCGGCAGCGUCGUCGGCAUCUGGCUGCUCUCGCUCGUCGUCGGGCCUCCUGCCCGGCGAUGGGCUGGAGCCGCGGCGACGCGACCCAAGUGCAGCAUCUACGAGGUCGUCGACGCGCCGUACACGAUACUCAUGGUGAGCGUCUCCUACUACAUGACGGCGCCGCUCAUCAUAUCGCUCUACGCGCGCACGUUCGUCGUCGCGCGUCGCCACAUCAAGGCGAUCUCGGCGCAGGCGUCGGCGCUGGCGGUCGGCGGCGCGCAGCGGCCGACGCAGCAGCCGAACGUGCGCAAGGAGCUCGACGUCGCCGUGACGAUCUUCAUCGCCGUCGUCGUGUUUCUCAUCAGCUGGUUCCCGUUCACGACGGCCGUGGUUCGUCAACAAGAUCGUCAUUGGAAAGGAGGUAUUAAGUACGGACUUGACUGGUCCGAUCGGAAUCGCCAACUCUUCUACAAUCGUCUCUACCAUGGCAUUGCUUUAUGA